CCAGAUCCUGUUCUUGUUAGCGAUUGGCGGCGGAAUAUUUGAAAUUCGAAAUACAAACCGCUGUGUUUUUCAGCAGUUUUGGAAGGAGCAUUACCGCCGGUGGUACGACGAAAUGAGUAAAGCAAAUAAAGAGAAUACACUGUCCCGUCUACCCGUGAUGACUGCUAAAAGAGCACAUCCGGGUAGUGAUCAAGACCCGCAACCAGCACAGAAGAAAAUGCGAAAAUUUGACCAGUGUAAACCGGCUAUGUCUGUGGUUUCAACCAAGAGACCCGUCCCAGCACCAGUUACCCGGCCAGCUGCAAAACGUCCCACUGCCGCGGCCACAGUAGCUGGUGUCGCCACAACAGGUGUAAACAAACGUCCAGUGGCUUCUACAGCCAAAGUGAGCACUGGAGGUGGACCCAAGAGAUCACCAUGGGACUUGAAGGGGAAAAUCGGUGAUCUGGAAACCAAAGUGCAGAACUACCAGGGUCGUUUGAAGGGGGUCAGUCAUCAAAAUGAAACCCUGAAGGACGUUGUGACACAGGCCCAGGAAGAAGCCUCCAGGCAGCGGGAGGAGAUUGCCAAUCUCAAACACAAGCUCAGUAUGUGUCAGGAGAACUUGGAAGUUCUGUCUGGGGUAAAGGAACAGCUGGAGGAAGUUUCCCAACAGAGAGACACACUGGAGACCAAGCUUAAGGCUGUGGAGAUGCUCAAUUCCAACCUUAACACCGAGCUCAUUACAGUUCAGAGCCAUCUGUCCAUGAAGUCCUCAGCCAUGGAGCAUACCCAGGAUACUCUGCACAAGACCCAGGAUACCCUAAAUCAGGCCCAAGACAAGGUUCGGGAGCUGGAGGAGAAGGUGGCUCAGCAGAAGGAGGAGCUGCACAGUGGAGAGAUGGAGCGCCGCAGACUCCAUAACACCAUUCAGGAACUCAAAGGUAACAUCAGAGUUUUCUGCCGAGUGAGGCCCCUGCUCACCGAUGUCCAGGCAGACAUCCCACACAUCCAGCUGCCCGCUCACGACGACAAGGCUGUUGUCCUUGCUAAAUCAGAAGAGUCUCACACAGGCCGCUCUGGGGACACGCAUAAGAAUUAUAACUUCAACUUCGACCACGUCUUCGGGCCACAGGCCUCUCAGCAGGAGAUCUUUGAGGAGAUCUCUCUGCUGGUGCAGUCGGCCCUGGACGGCUAUAACGUCUGCUGCUUUGCGUAUGGUCAGACGGGGAGCGGCAAGACCUUCACCAUGGAGGGCGGCGACAGGGACGAGGAGCGUGGGGUCAUCCCUCGAGCUGUCCGGCAAAUAUUUAAGGCGGCCAGAGCGCUUGAACAUCAGGGCUGGGAGUAUUCCUUCACCGCCAGCUUUGUCGAGAUUUACAAUGAAACCUUGAGGGACCUGCUCUACACAGGCAAGGCUAGCAAAAGGCCUGAGCAUGAGAUCAAGAAGAACGCCAAUGGAGGAAUCACGGUCACCAACCUGACCUACCAGAGGGUUGAGCGUGAGGACCAGGUCCACAACCUGAUUGAGGUGGCAAAUCACAAUAGGUCCACAGCCAGGACUGCUGCCAAUGACCAGUCUUCCAGAUCUCACUCUGUCUUCCAGCUGGACAUUGAAGGUGUCAACUCAGACAGAGGCACCAAGUGCAAAUCAUCCUUGUGUCUGGUGGACUUGGCUGGUAGUGAACGGGUACAGAAGAGUCAGUCCCAGGGUGAGCGGUUCAAAGAAAUGACUGCAAUCAAUUCUUCCCUCACCAACCUUGGCAUUGUCAUUUCUGCCCUGGCCAGCAAGGAAAGUCACAUCCCGUACCGGAACUGCAAGCUGACUUAUUUGCUUCAAAAUUGUUUGGGAGGCAACAGCAAAACUUUGAUGUUUGUAAAUAUUGCUCCAGAACUGGACAGCUUUAGUGAAUCCCUAAAUUCACUCCGUUUUGCCAGCAAGGUCAAUGACUGUGUUAUUGGAACAGCCUCUGCCAAUAAGAAGUGAACUUGUGGAUACUUCUUUUUCUUUUUAAUGUUUUAAAUCCUGGACUAAUGCUAAGAGCUUUGCAUGCAUACUCCCAACAUUUUUUAUAUAUAUUGUACGUUAUUAAAGACUGUACAAUAACUCUGGUAGAUGCACAAUUCACUCAAUCUUUUUAAAUUAAGUAGGGUGAUUUUGAAUAUGGAAUCAUAAUUACAAAAUAUAUUUGAGCUUCAUAAAUGGCUAUAUUUAACCUGUAUAGACUGGCUAGAUUGUUUAUCAGCAAAUCUGAACUGAAUGAACAGUGCUCAAACGUGCUGAGAUGGAAGCAAAAAUAAAACUGUAAAGUAAACCUUC
This is a messenger RNA of Sardina pilchardus (European sardine), 2299 nucleotides long. RefSeq names its product kinesin family member C1 (gene kifc1). The transcript has 17 exons. The record is from RefSeq and is a predicted model, not a curated record. Gene Ontology annotation, molecular function: microtubule motor activity; microtubule binding; ATP binding. The coding region runs from base 113 to 1966 and encodes 617 amino acids. NCBI's taxonomy places the organism in Eukaryota, Metazoa, Chordata, Actinopteri, Clupeiformes, Clupeidae. Gene Ontology annotation, biological process: microtubule-based movement.